Molecule: messenger RNA, 1975 nt
Organism: Pseudoliparis swirei
Lineage: Eukaryota; Metazoa; Chordata; Actinopteri; Perciformes; Liparidae
Gene: mat2aa
Product: methionine adenosyltransferase II, alpha a
Exons: 9
Coding region: 342-1532 (396 amino acids)
Biological process (GO): S-adenosylmethionine biosynthetic process
Cellular component (GO): cytosol; methionine adenosyltransferase complex
Molecular function (GO): methionine adenosyltransferase activity; ATP binding
Source: RefSeq, a predicted model, not a curated record
GCGACGCCCAUCCGCACCACAUGGCGUGUGCUCAGCAAUAACAUUGGCUGCACAGAAACGACUCGGAGAGGCUGAACAGCGGUAUAGUCCCCCUGCACUCUGGCACACAGCGCGAAUCGACGUCCUCACACAGCGCGCGUGAGCAGGAGACCCAGGUGAAGGCAGGAGACACCCAGGUGAAGGCAGGAGACCCAGGUGAAGGCAGGAGAGACCCAGGUGAAGGCAGGAGACCCAGGUGAAGGCUGGAGACCCAGGUGAAGGCUGAAAACCCCGGUCCAGUUCCUUCUCCCCGUUUAUCUGGACGGCUAGCUUGUCAGCUAACUGUGCGCGUGUUGGCUAAAAUGAACGGGCAUGAGAACGGUUUCCAAAACAACUCGCUCAACGAUGAAGACUGCUUCCUCUUCACGUCCGAGUCCGUCGGAGAGGGACACCCAGAUAAAAUUUGUGACCAAAUCAGUGAUGCUGUGUUGGAUGCACAUCUCAGACAAGACCCUGAUGCCAAAGUAGCAUGUGAGACUGUUGCUAAAACGGGGAUGAUCCUGCUGGCGGGGGAGAUCACCUCCAGGGCCCACGUUGACUACCAGAAGAUUGUCAGGGACACAAUCAAACACAUCGGCUAUGAUGACUCCUCCAAAGGUUUUGACUAUAAGACCUGCAAUGUGCUGGUGGCUUUGGAGCAGCAGUCCCCCGACAUUGCUCAGGGUGUUCACCUGGAUAGAAAAGAGGAGGAUGUGGGAGCUGGUGACCAGGGUCUGAUGUUCGGAUAUGCCACUGAUGAGACUGAGGAGUGUAUGCCCCUCACUCUUGUCCUGGCUCACAAGCUCAAUGCCAAGAUGGCUGAAUUGCGCCGAAAUGGAACAUUGCCGUGGCUCCGGCCCGAUUCCAAAACUCAGGUCACUAUUCAGUACAGACAGGAUCAAGGAGCCAUGGUGCCGCUGCGAGUCCACACCGUUGUGGUCUCAGUGCAGCACGAUGAGGCGAUAUGUUUGGAUGAGAUGCGCAAAUGUCUGAAGGAGCAGGUGGUGAAAGCGGUGGUUCCCAGUGGCUACCUUGAUGAGGAAACCGUAUACCACCUGCAGCCCAGUGGACGCUUUGUGAUCGGGGGACCGCAGGGUGAUGCUGGUCUGACCGGGCGUAAGAUCAUUGUUGAUACUUACGGUGGCUGGGGUGCCCAUGGAGGCGGAGCCUUUUCUGGGAAGGACUACACCAAAGUGGAUCGCUCUGCUGCCUAUGCUGCCCGCUGGGUGGCCAAAUCUCUGGUGAAAGCUGGGCUCUGCAAGCGUGUGCUGGUCCAGGUAUCCUAUGCUAUUGGAAUUGCCCAUCCACUCUCCAUCUCUAUCUUCCACUACGGCACCUCCCAGAGGAGCGAGAAGGAGCUGCUGGAAAUUGUGCAGAAGAACUUUGACCUCCGUCCAGGAGUCAUCGUGAGGGAUCUUGACCUGAAGAAGCCGAUCUACCAGCGCACAGCAGCUUACGGUCACUUUGGCCGUGACUUCUUUUCAUGGGAGGUGCCCAAGGUGCUGAAAUACUGACCCCCUCCUCCUAUCGCUGAGCAGGCCGUAGGUGCACUACAGAUAAACAUGUCUGUCUACUUCCCUCCUUUCUCCUCCUCCCCCCUUUUCCUGCUCCCACACACAGCCACGUCACCACAGCCUCGACUUCAUAAAACAACGUUCUCUCUCCGACUUUUUGAACACAUCUUUGAGCUAACAAGUAUUUCAGUUGCAGAUAUUAAGUGAACUCCCAUGUUGGAACAUGUGUGUAUAGAGAUGUGAGCAGUACUGCCAGCUUUUAUUCAUCUUUGUGGCACUGCUAGUCACAAGUGGAUUGACUUAAUCUCUGCAGUAUAUAUUUCAACCAUAUGUACAGCAGAUUUCCAAAACAAGUAUAUGGAUCAGUAUUGAUUGUGUUUUGUAAGACAUUUCUGGUGUUCCUCAUCUUUUUAAAUUCAGAAUCUCACUGAAGUUGUAUAAUG